AUGAGAGAAUCCUACCUACUUUUGGACUGUUCUGGUAGGAACCCAUGUCUGAACGGAGGUACCUGUGAAACCGAUGCAUGUACAUGUGCGUCGGGGUAUACAGGAGCUUUAUGUAGUACAGAUAUCGACGAGUGUGCUAGUUACCCUUGCUUGAACGGUGCCAUCUGCAUUAAUAUACCCAACCGUUACUUCUGCUUGUGCUCCUAUGGCUACAGUGGAUCUCGAUGUAUGAUAGUCGACUGUUCUAGGAGCAACCCGUGUCUGAAUGGAGGUACCUGUGAGAACAAUGCAUGUACAUGUGCUGCAGGAUUUAAUGGAGUUUCGUGUAGUACAGUUGACUGUUCGGGCAUGGACCCAUGUCUGAACGGAGGUACCUGUGAGAACAAUGAAUGUACAUGUGCUGCGGGAUAUACAGGAGCUUUGUGCGAUGACGCGAUAGAAACUACGCCAACCACUUUGACGCAGGAGGCUGUUUCUCCUGAAACAACAGUAAACCGCCAAGAGAGUGAUUAUUCUAAAGAAGCGGUCAGCACUAUCGUUGUGGGCAUAGUGCUUGCUUUUGUUGCCUUGUAUGCUAUUUUCAUAACAUUGAUGCACCUGCAUCUCAGACGCUCUAACAUCGCUCUAAAGCAGUCAGUCAGUGACAGGGAGGGCCAGAAACUAGAUCCCUUCACGUCCUUAGAUGCAACCAGCCCACGAGAACAUCAAAGAAACUAG
This is a messenger RNA of Strongylocentrotus purpuratus (purple sea urchin), 717 nucleotides long. Its product is annotated as fibropellin-3-like. The record is from RefSeq and is a predicted model, not a curated record. The transcript has 8 exons. Lineage: Eukaryota; Metazoa; Echinodermata; Echinoidea; Camarodonta; Strongylocentrotidae. Gene Ontology annotation, molecular function: calcium ion binding. Gene Ontology annotation, cellular component: protein-containing complex; plasma membrane. Bases 1 to 717 code for a protein of 238 amino acids. Gene Ontology annotation, biological process: establishment or maintenance of epithelial cell apical/basal polarity; heterophilic cell-cell adhesion.